Messenger RNA from Naegleria gruberi, 2106 nucleotides. RefSeq lists its product as uncharacterized. Gene Ontology annotation, molecular function: chloride channel activity. NCBI's taxonomy places the organism in Eukaryota, Heterolobosea, Eutetramitea, Acrasida, Naegleriidae. The record is from RefSeq and is a predicted model, not a curated record. Gene Ontology annotation, biological process: chloride transmembrane transport. Bases 1 to 2106 code for a protein of 701 amino acids. The transcript is spliced from 3 exons.
AUGGAUCCAUACAAUCAGUAUCCACCACAACAACCAGGUGGUUAUCAACCACAAGAUCCAAAUGUAAUGUACAAUAUCAGCUACAUGCCAGGGACACAACAACAAAAUAUCUAUGUUCCCAAUACAACAUCAUAUAAUACCAAUGUUUAUUAUCCUUCGAAUGAUCCUCCACUCACAAACAAUGCCCAAGUUCCAAGUUAUCUUCCAAAUUAUAAUGUACAACCUUCUCAUCAUCACCAUUCACAAGAGUAUGAAUUACAACAAAAUACUAAUAAUAAUGAUAAUACAACAGUACCACCACCAAUAACAGAAGAUGUAACUCGACAACAACACCCUACCCAUGAAUAUCCUCCAGGAUAUAUCGAAUCAGGUCCUAAAGCCCCUUCGGAAGGAGCUAACCGUCAAUCUAGUCAAAUGAGUGUGAAUGAUAUUGCACUCACCUCAAAAACAACCUUUACAAAGAAGAAUGAUGAGGAUAUGACUGAUAUUUAUGGUACUCAAUUCAUUUGCAAUGCCAAGCAUGAUAAUCAGGAAAGUUUAUGGGAAUCUGGCUUUUUUGGCUUGAAUGUCUUUGCACAAGGUAAAAAGAAAAGGUUACAGGAAAUAUCAGAAAUGAAUCGUGUUGAAAGUACUGACCAACUUGGAAAAAAUCAAGCCAAAGAACAUGUACAACAUCACAAAAAGUAUACAGUUAUGAGAACUGCAAAAGGUCAACCUUACUUGUUAAAGACAGGUUUAGGAUUGGAUGAAAUCAAAGAAGUUCAAAACGAAUUUAGUUCAAUUCGUUUGAGAUUUUGUUGUAAAUGGAAGGAAAUUGAAGACCACUUUGGUUUGGGUGUAAGACUGUACUUUGACUUUGGUCGUUUAAUUAUCAUUUUGAAUGCCCUACUGCUAUUUUUCCAAUUAAUCAACUUUAUUCCUCAUCUUGUUAUUGACUCUAUUUAUAUUGAGACUUUUUCAAACUUUUUCAAGGGAGAAUUCUCUAACUAUGGUGGUCUUAUUGAUAUCUUAUAUGGUAGCAGUUAUUCUCCACAACUUUAUUGGUUGUGGGUUGCGACAAACAUAUUAUGUAUUGUUGCCACACUAGGUUUUGGACCAUUGUAUUGGUUCAUUGUCAGAAGAAGUUUCCAAAAACGUGACGUAUACGAUAUGGAAGAACAUGAUCUUGCCGAAGCAUUCGAUCGUGAUGCAGAUAUUAUUAAGGAAAAUUUAUCUACAACCAGAUGGCACAGAUUGGGAAGAUAUUUUGUCAGUUAUUCCCUCUUCAUUCUCUUCAUGUUAAUUUCCUGUGCCAUUACAGUUGGUUUUACAAUUCUUCAAAAUUUCACAACCAUCUAUGAAGCUGCUGAUGCAGUAUUUUCUCAAAAUACCCUUUAUUUGACUUUGAUUUCUAUUGCCAUUUCAGUUGUGAUUGGUUUGGUCAAUUUUUUGUGGAAGAAGAUUUGUAUCAGUUUGACCAACUUUGAAAAGCAUCACACAUGGUCAGGAUAUCGUUCUCACAAUACUUUCAAGUACUUAUUUUUCAAACUUUUCAACGUCUUCUUUAUGGGUUUUACUAAGGGUUUAUUCAACGUUCCAUGUGUUAUUCGUACAUUGGGUAAUCAGUAUUUAAUCCAAAUGUUGUUGGACUUUUUAGUUUUCAAUGCUAUUGAAUUGGUAGUUCCAUAUGUUUCAUACUUUAUUUCAAAGAGAAGAAACAAAGGCAGUGACGAAGGUGUUAGACCUGACUUUGACGUCUCUGAAGAAUAUUUGGAAGUCAUUUAUAGACAAUACCUUAUUUACAGUGGUAUGGCUAGCUUCCCAAUGAUUACAUUGAUUGCCUUGGUUGCUUCAAUUCUUGAAUUAUAUUUGGACAAGUGGAGAUUAGUUAAAUUAUGUAAGAAACCACCAAUGACCAAUGGUAGUGUCAAGACAGUAGUCAGUUUCUUCCUUACUUGUUCUGCUGUUCUUCCAAUAUUGAAUUGGGGAGGAGGUAAUGUCUAUCCAAUGGUUGGAGUUUAUUGGUGUAAUACUCCUAACAAUUUAGAAUGUGAACCAUGCAGAGUUUUGAAUGGAGCUGAAUACUAUAUUGAUAACUUUGUCAAUAUGAUGUAUGGAUACAGUUAA